CACGAAGCGGCAGCGUCCUAACACCAAGGGGACGCGGUGGCCUCGCGUCCCGUCUAGCGAGAUGGCCGAGAACACGCUACACCUACGCCGCGGGCCGACUACCGGCCGGCUGCUCGCCAAGUUCCGCGAGCGUCUCCCCUCGCUCGAGCCUCGGCCCGGCGCCGCGCCGGACGCGACCCUCACGCGCCACGAGCCGGCCGCCGCGGGCCGGCGGACGGCGGCGCCAACCUACGCCGUCCGUGCGCCGCAAAACCGGCAGUGGGAGGGUACCCGCGAGAUGGGCGGCGGAGGCUCGUGCUAUGUGCUGCUGCGCGUCGAGCCGCCGAGCGGCCGGACGCCCCGCUCGGUGCAGGUUGUCGACGUUGGCGAGUGGGUGUCCUUCCGGCCGGCGAUCUCCUACCAGACGAUGGACAUCGACGCCGCCGAGCAGGCCCUGGCGCACAACAACUUUGCGGGGGAGCGCACGGCGGCGCGCGUGGCGGCGCUGCGCAAGGGGCGCGGCGGCACGGCGGACGAGGAGGGGGGCGUGGCGGCGGCGGCGGCGGCGAACGACGGCUUUCUGGAGGACGACCUGUUUGACGACGGCGGCGCGGUGUCGACGGUGCGCGAGUGGGAGGAGGAGGACGGGCGGGAGGGUCUCGACGUGGAGGAGGCGAUGCUGAUGGAGGACGACGACGAGGACGAGCUCUUUGAGGAAGAUGACUUGGCGGCGGCGGCGCGCGCAGAGGCGGGCAAGGCUGCGGGGCACGAGGCUGCGCGGGUGCGGCUCGGCCAGGUCGAGGAGGAGGAGGAGGAGGAGGAGGAGGAGGAGGAGGCGACCAGCGGCGAGUGGCGGCGUGCGCAAAAGAAGAUGCUGCGCGAGGAGCGGCGGAGGAGGCGCGCGGACGAGUCGGAGGACGACGACGACGACGACGACGAUGACGACGAGAGCGGCGGGAGGGAGAUGCUGCGCCGGCUGCUCGGCGAGGAGGGGCGGAGGAGCGACGCCUCGGACGGGGACGCCUCCUCUGCGGCCGGAGAAGAGGCCGCCGCCCCGGGUAGCGCCGUCCCGGGCAGCAAGCGCAAGGAGCCGGGCGACUCGGCCGACGCCUCCAAGAGGAAGCGCGCGCGGCGCUCGCCUUCGCCGCUGCCUCAGCCUGCGGUCGCCGCCGCCCCGCCCGCCGCCGCCGCGGCUGCGGCUUCUAGCGCGGCGGCGGCGGCGGCGGCGGCGGCGCAGGCGCAGCGGCUGUUAAGCGAGCGCGACGUGGUGAUGCUGCUGCACGAGAAGGGGGCCCUCGCCCUGCCCCAGCUCAUCAAGCACUUCAAGGAGGUGCUCCCUUCCUUUGGCGCCGAGGAGAAGAAGUACCUGCAGGACAUCAUCAAGAAGGUUGCCAAGCUCGACAAGCGGGCCGACGGCUCGUAUGCGGUGCUCAAGGACACGACCAUGUACGAGUACGGCUUGCGCCGGCCCUGAGGGGGGGUCGAGGCAGGUGAGGUUGGGAGGGGCGUCUGCUGCCACCGCCUCGCCGAGUGCCUGCUCGGCGAGAUCACGGCCUGACGCCUCGCACCGUGCGACUCGCACACCGUGCAUCUCGCCGGUGUACGGCUUUAGCCCAUAGCCGUGCGACUGCGAGGUGCGAGGGCUCCGCGACGACGAACUUGUUGCGAUGUGCCGAUAAUGUGGCUGAAAAGGUUUCAUGGAGUUGCUCUGUCAGUUGAGAGUUGUCGUAUUGGACUCGACAGGUUCUGCACACAAAA
Molecule: messenger RNA, 1737 nt
Organism: Emiliania huxleyi CCMP1516
Lineage: Eukaryota; Haptophyta; Isochrysidales; Noelaerhabdaceae
Exons: 1
Coding region: 62-1453 (463 amino acids)
Biological process (GO): positive regulation of transcription elongation by RNA polymerase II; transcription initiation at RNA polymerase II promoter
Cellular component (GO): nucleus; transcription factor TFIIF complex
Molecular function (GO): RNA polymerase II general transcription initiation factor activity; DNA binding; TFIIF-class transcription factor complex binding
Source: RefSeq, a predicted model, not a curated record